Messenger RNA from Sparassis crispa, 963 nucleotides. RefSeq lists its product as hypothetical. NCBI's taxonomy places the organism in Eukaryota, Fungi, Basidiomycota, Agaricomycetes, Polyporales, Sparassidaceae. The coding region runs from base 1 to 963 and encodes 320 amino acids. The record is from RefSeq and is a predicted model, not a curated record. The transcript has 7 exons.
AUGAGCAUUCUCUGGUACUUUGGAUCAGAACCUGUUUUUCUUCCAGCUAGAACUCCGCCGUGUCUGAUAUAUACAUACCUCGUCUGUCCCCUCUUGAUAAAUCAUCGCAGUUACCUCGCCAUGUCCAAUGCAGCAACCACUGCCCAGGGAACGAACAUGUAUGAACAGCCAACACACAAGGCCAAAAGUGUAUGGGGUUACGGACCCGGCGCACUUGAAGGACAAACGAAGCUUUCUCGGCAGGACUUCCGCCUUAUGAUAACUGUAACGCGGAAGACGGCAGCGAAACAUCUUGAUCUCACCCAAAGGCUCCCAGAUCAGGACAAGAUGCGCGUAGAGGCUGUCUUUCCGAAGGUGCUGGAGAUUUGCCCCUUCGUCAAAUCUUACAAGGACCUUUGGCCAGUAAAGAGCUAUUUGCGUUUCUAUCUUGCGGGUCGUAGUGAAUCUACAGUCAAAGCCCGUAGGCGAGCGGAAUGUGCCAAGCAGCAAAAAUUGAAGGUCAAUUCCUGCAUCUCGCGACGCAUCUUUGUGGGCAGAACACCAUUUAGAUCGUUGGCUAUGCGGAGACCUCACAUUCAGGCGUCGAAGGGCAAAUCUCAACCAGGUGGCCAGAACGUCGCACCCCAGCAUCCUGUCCCCGUGUCGUCUUCGAGUGGCGUAGCUCUCACAUCUCCUCCGUCAGCCUCCACUACUUCUCCAUUGCCAUCUGUGUUGCCCCUUUUUAGUGCUGCGGACCCAGUCCUCGCCUUUCUCAAAUCGUUGGCUAAUCCUCUCCCCUCUCUUCUCCAAGUUUUCCUUGCGGAGGGUGUGAAUACCAUCCACGGGCUUCGUGCAGCUGCAAUGAUGACCGGACGCCGAGAGUGGUUAAAUACGCUGGUAGUAUCAAGGAAGAUAACUCAUUUCCAGGCUCACCUCAUUUAUGAUGGCCUCACGAAGCUGGCCGCAUCGUCUUCUGGCACAUGA